Messenger RNA from Pelobates fuscus (common spadefoot toad), 2877 nucleotides. RefSeq names its product cysteinyl-tRNA synthetase 1 (gene CARS1). Gene Ontology annotation, cellular component: cytoplasm. NCBI's taxonomy places the organism in Eukaryota, Metazoa, Chordata, Amphibia, Anura, Pelobatidae. The transcript is spliced from 23 exons. Bases 66 to 2555 code for a protein of 829 amino acids. Gene Ontology annotation, biological process: cysteinyl-tRNA aminoacylation. The record is from RefSeq and is a predicted model, not a curated record. Gene Ontology annotation, molecular function: ATP binding; cysteine-tRNA ligase activity.
GCCCAGAACCGCUUCCGGACACGUUCUGUUGAUGGUUGCAUCAGAAUUUGCCGGAAUCGCUGAGAAUGGCAGCUGCUGGGGAUCAGACUCAGAGCUACCAUUCUAUACUGAACAUUAGUGAGCCGAAUGCCAGACUGAACGCUUUGAACGAGUUCCUCAGCACUCGUAGUUAUAUCCAGGGCUACACGCUUUCUCAGGCUGAUAUAGAUGUAUUCAAACAGCUCCCAGGACCUCCUCCUGAUCAUUACUUCCAUGUGGUUCGGUGGCAAAAGCACAUAGCGGCAAUCUCUAGUGACUCUACUGUAAAGAGUGACUCAAAUAAAUUGCAGUUGUGUAAGGGAAGACGCACUCAGCCACAAUGGUUAGCUCCAGAAGCCAAAGAACAACCAAAACUACGUCUGUAUAACAGUCUGACCCGCAACAAGGAUGUGUUUGUUCCCCAGAAAGGUAAAAAAGUUACGUGGUACUGCUGUGGACCAACUGUGUAUGAUGCCUCUCACAUGGGACAUGCUAGGUCAUAUAUUUCUUUUGAUAUCCUGAGGAGAGUGUUAAAAGACUAUUUUAAAUACGAUGUGUUUUACUGCAUGAAUAUCACCGACAUUGAUGAUAAGAUUAUUAGGCGAGCCAGACAGAACUAUCUGUUUCAGCAAUACAAGGAGAGACAUCCUACUGCCUCCGCUCUCCUGUUUGAUGUCAAUACAGCAUUAAAGCCAUUUUUACAAAAGCUCAAUGAGACCACUGACCCUGAUAAAAAGCAGAUGCUUGAGAAGAUUGAGAAGGCAGUGUCUGCUGCAGUCUGUCCACUAGAGGAGGCCCUGAGUCAAAGUACGGCCGAGGGGGAAAUUCACACAUGCACACAGAAAUUGCUGGAAGAAGCCGCGGACUUGCUGUCAGAUUGGCUGGAUACCCAGCAGGGCGCUGAAGUUUCAGAUAAUUCUAUUUUUUCACAGCUUCCAAAGUACUGGGAAGGUGAAUACCAUAACGAUAUGGAUGCUUUAAAUGUUCUCCCUCCAGAUGUGCUCACACGAGUGAGUGAAUAUGUGCCCGAAAUUGUACAGUUUGUGGAAAAAAUUGUGGAUAAUGGUUAUGGGUAUGUGUCCAAUGGAUCUGUUUACUUUAACACAGCCAAGUUUCACAGCAGUGACCGACAUUAUUAUGCCAAACUAGUUCCUGAAGCUGUCGGAGAUCAGAAAGCUCUUAAUGAAGGAGAAGGUGACCUCAGCAUCUCGGCAGAUCGUUUGAGUGAGAAACAAUCGCCAAAUGAUUUUGCCUUGUGGAAAGCGUCCAAGCCUGGAGAGCCUUCAUGGGACUCCCCGUGGGGAAAGGGCCGCCCAGGAUGGCAUAUCGAAUGCUCCGCAAUGGCCGGAUCCAUCCUUGGCGAAUCCAUGGAUAUUCACGGAGGAGGUUUCGAUCUUCGAUUCCCCCAUCACGACAACGAACUGGCACAAUCAGAAGCUUACUAUGAUAACAACCACUGGGUGCGUUACUUCCUUCAUACGGGCCAUCUGACCAUUGCCGGCUGCAAAAUGUCAAAAUCCCUUAAGAAUUUCAUAACUAUUAAAGAUGCACUGCAGAGAAAUUCUGCUCGACAGCUGCGCCUGGCGUUCCUCAUGCACUCCUGGAAGGAUACCCUGGAUUAUUCCAACAACACCAUGGAGUCUGCUGUCCAGUACGAAAAGUUCAUGAAUGAAUUCUUUUUGAAUGUAAAGGAUAUUCUGCGAGCCCCUACAGACAUCACAGGGCGCUUUGUGAAAUACGAAGCUCAGGAGAUAGAACUGAACAACAGCUAUUAUGACAAGAAAGCUGCUGUGCACGAAGCCUUGUGUGAUAAUAUCGACACUCGGACUGUCAUGGAGGAAAUGCGAUCUCUCGUAAGUCAGUGUAAUUCCUACAUCGCAGUAAAGAAAGCGGCCAAGCAGCCUCCUAACCGAAUGCUUCUGGAGAAUAUCGGCCUGUACCUGACGGGAAUGCUCCGGAUAUUUGGUGCUAUUGAAGGGGAGGAGCCCAUUGGAUUUCCUGUAGGGGGCAGCGCACAGAGCCUCAAUCUGGAGUCCACAGUAAUGCCUUACCUUCAAGUCCUGUCUCAGUUUCGGGAAGGUGUCCGACAAAUUUCCAGAGAGAACAAAGUUUUUGGAGUAUUGCAGCUCUGCGACGCUCUUCGGGAUGACAUUCUUCCAGAUCUCGGCGUGCGUCUGGAAGAUCAUGAAGGCCUCCCAACAGUGGUUAAACUGGUGGACAGGGAGACUUUAAUGAAGGAAAAGGAAGAAAAGAAAAAGGCAGAGGAAGAGAAAAGAAAGAAAAAAGAAGAAGCCGCAAAGAAGAAACAGGAACAGGAGGCCGCAAAACUUGCAAAGAUGAAGAUCUGCGCGAGUCAGAUGUUUAAAGCUGAAACUGACAAAUACUCCAAAUUUGAUGAAACUGGUUUUCCCACACAUGAUACAGAAGGCAAGGAACUAAGCAAGGGUCAAGCCAAAAAACUCAGGAAACUUUACGAAGCUCAAGAAAAGUUACACAAAGAAUAUUUGCAAAUGGUUCAAAAUGGAAAUGCGGACUGAAAAAAUGGAACCCUUCUUAAUGCUCUUCAUGAUAGGGUGUCUUGUGAAUUAGCAAUCUUUUUGUAAGACGGUAACUGUAUAUACACUGACAUCCGAGUCCCCGAUGACGGACAUAUUUAUGAAGUAAUGUUAAGAUAUGUAUUUACACAGACCCUGAGUGGCCUUACAGGCUAGCUCCAAUACUGUAUGAAUCGGGUGUCAUAUUUACGCAGGCCCAAAGCGAAGUCCACUGUAACCACUUUGGAGCUAUAGGAAUUCUUAAGUUCUUUCAAGUUGCAUCACUUGUUUUGAACUGUCAAUGGCAAAUAAAUUGUUUAACAAA